CUCUGUUGGAACGUGGAGGAGAUCUGUGCGCAUGCGCGGCCGACUGGUCCAUGAGAUGCUCUGAAAGGGAUCCUGCACCAUUCAUUCCCUUCGCCCGCUGUGGUGACUCCGUAAUCUGCAUCUGCACCCGCUGCGGAGCUGGGUGUGCGGCCUGACGAGAGGGCUCGGAGGGGCCAAUGCGUUCUGCACUGCAUCACUGUCCUGCAAAGGAGUGCAGAGAAGAGUAUGUGACAUUGCAUGGCCUUCCCACCGUAAAGUGUGUGCGAAAGGAAUGGCAAUGAUCAUAUGGAGCAAUUAUAACUUCUAAGCUGAAGAGAGUGGUGAUGGCGAAUGUGAGCCCAGAGCUGGACAACAUGGAGGUGCAGACGCCCCCAAACAACAACAAUCGCUGGGAUCAGACUGACCAUGCAUGGGAUGAGCCCGCAGCCUCUGGCAAAUUUUUCGAGUGCUCCCGGAUCAAAGCUCUGGCUGAUGAACGUGAUGCUGUUCAGAAGAAAACCUUCACCAAGUGGAUGAACUCCCACCUCUCCAAAGUGCCGUGCCGCGUGAAUGACCUUUACAGCGACCUGCGCGAUGGCUACAUCAUUACCAAAUUGCUGGAGGUGCUAUCCGGAGAGCAGCUGCCUAAACCCACCAGAGGCCGGAUGAGAAUCCACUCUCUGGAGAAUGUGGACAAGGCCCUCCAGUUUCUCAAGGAGCAGCGUGUGCAUCUAGAAAACGUGGGCUCACAUGAUAUAGUAGAUGGAAAUCAUCGACUGACCCUGGGCCUCGUCUGGACCAUUAUCCUCCGUUUCCAGAUCCAAGUAAUAAAGAUAGAAACUGAGGACAAUCGUGAGACCAGGUCGGCAAAGGACGCCCUCCUCUUGUGGUGCCAGAUGAAGACUGCAGGUUAUCCAGAGGUCAAUAUCCAGAACUUUACCACAAGCUGGAGAGAUGGCCUGGCAUUCAGUGCGCUGAUCCACAGGCACAGGCCGGAUACCAUUGACUUCAACAAGCUGACUAAGUCCAAUGCAGCGUACAAUCUCCAGCAAGCCUUUAAUACAGCUGAGCAACAGCUGGGUCUGAUCAAACUGCUGGACCCUGAAGAUGUCAACAUGGAGAAUCCAGAUGAGAAGUCUAUUAUCACAUAUGUUGUGUCUUUUUAUCACUACUUCUCCAAGAUGAAGGCUUUGGCAGUGGAGGGCAAGCGCAUCGGAAAGGUGCUAGACCAGGCCAUUGAGACUGAGAAGGACAUUAACAGAUACGAGGACUUAGCAUCAGAACUUCUGGACUGGAUUGAAAGAACCAUAUCAAUCAUCACUAACCAGAAAUUCGCCAAUUCCUUACUGGGCGUCCAGCAGCAGCUCCAGGCGUUCACCACCUACUGCACCACUGAGAAACCCUGCAAGUUUCAGGAGAAAGGGAAUUUGGAGGUUCUUCUCUUCACCAUUCAGAGCAAGAUGAGGGAAGAGAAACGCAAACUGUAUAUCCCUACAGAGGGGAAUAAUAUCUCUGAUAUUAACAAGGCUUGGACGCGGCUGGAGAAGGCUGAACAUGAGCGGGAGGUUGCCCUGCGCAAUGAGCUCAUCCGUCAAGAGAAGCUGGAGCUGCUUUCCCAAAGAUUUGAUCAGAAAGCAGCCAUGAGAGAGGCUUGGCUCAGCGAGAACCAGCGCCUGGUGUCCCAGGAUAAUUUUGGUUACGACCUAUCGGCAGUGGAGGCCGCCAUGAAGAAACAUGAGGCCAUUGAGGCGGACAUCUCUUCCUAUGAGGAGCGGAUCCAGGUGGUGGCUGACCUGGCCCAGGAGAUGGAGUCGGAGGGAUAUUAUGAUAUCUGCAGGAUAACAGCCCAGAAAGAUAACAUCCUAAGGCAGUGGAACCUCCUGAAAGAUCUGCUUCGCUCCAGAAGAGGGAGGCUGGAGAAGAACCUGGCCCUCCAGAAGAUAUUCCAGGAAAUGGUGUACAUGAUAGACUGGAUGGAUGAGAUGCAGGUUCCCCUUUCGUCCAAAGACUUUGGGAAGCAUCUUUUGGAAGUAGAAGAUCUUCUGCAGAAGCACAGCUUGCUAGAGGCCGACAUCACUGCCCAGACUGAGAGAGUCCACUCCCUAAAUCAGGCUGCCCUGAAGUUCACUCAGUACUCUGAAUAUCAGCCCUGCGACCCCCAGAUCAUCUGCAACAGAGUAGAGCAUGUCAAGAGCUGUUUGGAAGCACUGAGGCAGCUGGCGGAGAAACGCCGGGGUGAGCUGGAAGAAUCAAGGCAUCUCUGGUGCCUUCUGCAGGAGGUGGAAGAGGCUGAGGGCUGGAUCCGAGAGAAAGAACAGAUUCUGUCUGCUCCACAAAGUUACGGGAAGGACCUGAGCAGCGUCCUGAGGCUUCUGAGCAAACACAAGAUACUGGUGGGGGAGCUCGGAGGGAGAUAUUCUAUGCUACAGCAGACUCUCCAGAAAGGGGAGCAGGUGCUAACAAAGAGGCGGCGAGGAAUGUCUGGGCUUCGCCAGAGGAUGCAAGAGGUGAAGCUGAAAUGGGAGAACCUGGAAAAGGCCUCCAAUGCCCAUCAGCUGAAACUUCAGGAGGCCUCUAAUUUCCAUCAGUUCAAUGCAGACACUGUGGAGCUUGCAGGUUGGCUGCAGGAUACCUAUCGCCUGGUUUCCAGUGAUGACUUUGGACACGAUGAGUUUUCCACCCAGUCGUUGGUCAAGAAGCAUCGGGCAGCCACCGAAGAGAUAGAGAAACACAGAGCCGCUGUGCUUGGCUUGAGGAAACAGUUGUCGGAACUGGGUGCAGAUUAUAGAGACCAGGUGGAUGUGCAGAUCAGUAUUGUGGAGGUGGAGCAGCUCUAUGGAGAGGUGGUUGAGGUAGCCUCCCUGCGGAGCCAGUGGCUUCAAGAUGCAUUAGAUGUCUACAAAAUGUUUGGGGAGGUUAACUCCUGUGAGGUGUGGAUAGACGAGAAGGAGCAGUGGUUAAUGAAGAUGGAUAUCCCACAGAGACUGGAGGAUGUGGAGGUUGUCCAGCACAGGUUUGAGAGUCUGGACCAAGAAAUGAACAGUCUGAUGGGUCGUGUACUGGAUGUCAACCAGAUUGUGCAGCAGCUUCUAGAGGGUGGCCAUCCCAGCUCCUCUGAGGUCCGGGCCUGUCAGGAUCACCUAAACAGCAGGUGGAACCGAAUUGUAGAGCUAGUUGAGCAGAGGAAAGAACAAAUCACCUCUGUCCUUCGCCUGCAGAACUAUUUCCUAGAGUGCAAUGAGGUAAAGUCACAGAUCCGUGAGAAAAGGAAAGCCAUGGAGACCACCCAGUGUGGUAGUGGAGAACUGGGUGGGGUGUUGACUCUGCAGAGGAAGCUGUCAAGCAUGGAGGCAGCACUGGUGGCUCUUGAGCCCAAGUUGGUCCAGCUGCAGCAAGAUGCAGAAGCCCUUACCACCUGCCACCCAUCUCAGGCCAUGGAAGUGCUGGUACACUUUGAGGAAAUUAGCGGAGAGUGGGAAGCUCUGAAGAGGACUAUACAAGGGUGUGAGGAUUCCCUCACAGUUGCCAACAAGUUACAGCAAUUUAUUCAAGACCUGGAUAACUUUCUGACUUGGUUGGUCAAGACACAAACUGCUGUGGCUGCUGAAGAGUUGCCGUCCAACCUGUUGGAGGCUGAGAGGUUGCUAGGGCUCCACGGUGCCCUGAAAGAAGAGAUAAGCAGAUAUGAGGAGGACUACAAUAAGAUUCAGGCAGUCAGUGACCUCCUGAGCCUGGAAGAGGCUGAUCUCCCAUACCUUUCUCUCCAGCAGUGGUUGCAGAAGCUGGAGGUAGGAUGGAAUAAGCUGCUGCAGAUGUGGGAGAACAGGAGGGAGGUCCUUGUACAGUCCCACAUUUUCCAUUUAUUCUUGAGAGAUGUUAAACAGGCUGACGCGUGCCUGAACAACCAGGAGUCAGCUUUGGCUCACGUUGAGUUGCCUAACACUAUGCAAGGGGUGGAGAUAGCCAUUAAGAAGCAUAAGGAUUUUCUGACUACUAUGGAAAUGAACACACAGAAGGUUUCAUUGGCCGUGGAUGCUGGGGAGAGCUUGAUACGACUUGGAAAUGUAUUUGCAGAUCGUGUCCAGGAUAGGAUUGUUGGAAUCCAGAAGAGGAGUCAGCGUAACAUGGCCCUGGCCCAGAAAUGGCUGCAGAGACUGAAAGAUCAUCUACAGCUGCAACACUUCCUUCAGGACUGCAAUGAGUUGGAUGCCUGGAUCUGUGAGAAAACACUGAUGGCUCGGGACAACUCGCGGGACGGGUCUCAAAAACUCCACAAGAAAUGGCUCAAGCACCAGGCGUUUACGGCUGAACUCUCUCAGAACAAGGGCUGGCUGGACAAAAUUGAAAAGGAAGGUCACCAACUCAUCCAAGAAAAGCCAGAGUUGGCCGGUGUGGUGAAGAAGAAGCUUGAAGAGAUCCGUCAGUGUUGGGUGGAGCUCGAAUCCAGUACUCAAGCCAAAGCCCAGCAACUCUUCCAGGCCAAUAAGGCCGACCUGGUGGUGCAAAAUUAUACAGACAUUGGAAAGAGACUCUAUAGGCUGGAAGAGCAACUUCAGCCAGUGGAACCCUUACCUGACAUUACCGUGGUCAAUGAUCAGCUCAAAAAGCUAGAGACAAUGGAGUCUCAGAUGGAGGAAUGGUACAAGGAGGUGGGGGUGCUGCAGGCACAGAUGGCGUCUCUCCCGCUGGAUGUGGUGAGCCAAGAGGCUGUGAGCGAGAAGCAGAAUGAGGUUGGCACUAGGAUCGUGCGACUGAUCGAGCCCCUGAAAGAAAGAAGACGGAUUCUUCUGGCCUCCAAAGAAGUUCAUCAAGUCACCCGGGACCUGGAAGAUGAAAUUUCCUGGGUACAGGAGAGGCUUCCUCUCGCUAUGACUAAAGAACACGGGAGCAGCUUACAGUCCGUGCAGCAGCUCAUCAAGAAAACCCAGAACCUGAGGCGAGAGAUCCAGGUACACUCCCCGCGAGUGGAUGACAUCUUGGAGCGAGCGGGGACCAUUGCUGGUAUCCGAAGUCCGGAGGCAGAGGGCGUACGUAUGGGGUAUGAGAGCCUACGGGAGAUGUGGAAUAUGCUGCGGGAGGAGACAGAGAGAAGGCAGCAGAUCUUGGAUAUCAACUACCAGGUGCAGCAAUAUUACUUUGAUGUGGGCGAGGUGGAGACGUGGCUGAGUGAGCAGGAACUCGUCAUGAUGAACAACGACAAGGGGAAGGAUGAGCAGAGCACCCUGCAACUCCUAAAGAAGCACCUUAUGGUGGAACAGACCAUUGAGAACUACGAGGAGACAAUCGCUCAACUGUCCCGGCAGUGCCGCACCCUACUAGACCUGGCACACCCCGACAGUGAGCAGAUAAGUAGGCGUCAGUCUCAGAUUGAUCGGCUCUACGUGUCUCUGAAGGACUUGGUGGAGGAGCGGAAGGGACGCCUGGAGCAGCAGUAUUGGCUCUUCCAGCUAAGCCGGGAGGUGGAUGAACUGGAGCAGUGGAUAGCAGAGAAGGAGGUGGUGGCCGGGUCUCCAGAGCUGGGCCAAGAUUAUGAGCAUGUGACACUUCUCCAGGAGAAGUUCACGGAGUUUGUCAGUGAGACCGGCAGCAUUGGACAUGAGCGCAUCUCUGCAGUCAACCAGAUGGUGGACGAGCUCAUUGACUACGGACACUCCGAUGCAGCCACGAUCGCAGAAUGGAAGGACGGAGUGAAUGAGGCCUGGGCAGACUUGCUGGAGUUGAUGGAGACAAGGGCCCAGAUGCUUUCUGCCUCCCAUGAGCUACAUAAAUUCUUCAACGACUGCAAAGAGGUUCUGUCCCAGGUGGAGGAGAAGAAGCAGAGGGUGCCGGAGGUGAAGGCACAGGAGGUCCGGCUCUCGGCUGGGUCCUUGCAGCGGAUUCUUAGUUCUUUUGAACACGACAUUCAGGUCCUUGUCACUCAGGUACGCCAGCUGCAGGAGAACGCUGCCCAGCUGCGCACGGUCUAUGCCGGGGAGAAUGCAGCAGCCAUUGUCACCAGUGAGCAGGAAGUAAUGCGCUCGUGGAAGGAACUGCUGACCUCAUGCGAGGACUGCCGCCUGCAGAUUACCAGCACCAGUGACCGCAUGAAGUUCCUAGGUCUCGUCAGGGACCUGAUCUCCUGGAUGGACAGCAUCAUCUGUCAGAUUGGCACAGGAGAGAAGCCCAGAGACGUGUCUUCUGUGGAAGUUUCAAUAAGUUAUCAUCAAGGUUUAAAGAGUGAAAUUGAGGCACGAAACAAGAGGAUUGCGGACUGUGUGGAGCUGGGAAAGUCUUUAGUCCUAAACAAGCGGCCGGCAUCAGAAGAGAUCAAGCAGAGUCUGGACAGGUUGAUGGCAAAGAAGAGAGAACUGUUGGAUAAGUGGCAGAAGCACUGGGAGUGGCUGCAGCAAAUGCUUGAAGUUCACCAGUUUGCCCAAGAAGCUGGAGUGGCUGAAGCCUGGCUAACUGCCCAGGAGCCCAUAGUAAAGAGCCCGGAGCUGGGCAAUAGCGUGGACGAGGUGGAGCAGCUAAUCCGACGACAUGAGGCCUUCCGCAAAACAGCAGCCGUCUGGGAGGAAAGAUUCAGCUCAUUGAGGCGCCUAACUACAUUGGAGAAGAUGAAAGCAGAGCAGAACAAGCAGCCUGCAACCCCACUGCUCGGCCGAAAAGUUUUCUCGGACACUACGGACUUUUCAACUCGUCCAUCACCCUUUGUACAUCAGGCAAUCCAUGAAAAGUCAGAGUCUAGAUCAGAGCAGAAAGAUACUUUGUCCAUCCCUAACGGGGUCCAGCUGGACAGCCAUAGAAUAAGAGGAGAAAAGGGUGACACAAGAGUGGGUUAUGUACGGCAGGAGAUGAAGCCAGAACGUCUGCAACCAAAGAUAGACCAUGUGGAAGCCAGGGUGACAGAGAAACUGCUGCCAGCUCAGGAAGGAUCCCGGGCAGAGAGAUCAGAAAUUAAAGUGGCACAGGGUAUGGCAACCUUGACUGUAGAUAAAACGGAUAGUAAAUUGAGUCGGCAUGCUGCGCGGAGAGAGCGCCAUGAUCGGAGACUGGAACGCCAGGAGUCCAGUGAACAUGAGGUUGCCAAACCAGAGCAACCAGAGGAAAAGAGGAGGAAGGAUAGGCAUGAGAAGAGGUUGGAAAGACAAGGAUCUAGUGAGCAAGAAACUCCAAAACAGGAGCAGCCGGAAAGGAGGAGGGACAGGCAUGAGAGAAGGGCUGACAAACAAGAGUCCAUCGAGCAAGAAGCACCAAGGAAUGAACCGGAGCCCAAACCAGGAGGGAAGGCAACACUUGCGGACAUUGUAGAACAGCUGCAGGAGAAAGAAGCAUUGCAGAACAACCCUGAAAGUCGCGACUCUCCUGCACGAUUACCCAAUGGUGUGGAAAAACUUCAAGAAAGAACGACAAGACCUGACCGGCCAAGAGCACGAGACAGACCCAAGCCAAGGAGAAGACCUCGACCCAAAGACCCAAACCAACCACCGGGUGAGGCAAGGAGAUCCCGCUCAGCUCCAGCACAGAGCAAUGCACCUCCUCCCCCACCUCCCACCCAUACAGUACAGCAGGAAGGAUACCUAUUCAGGAAACAUGAGCUGGAUGGUCCCAGCAAAAAGGCCUCAAACAGGUCCUGGGUAAACCUGUACUGUGUGCUAAAUAAAGGGGACUUAGGGGUCUAUAAGGACGCAAAGAGCCAGAGUUCAGGGGCUACACACGGAGGGGAACCCCUGCUGAAUCUCAACAGAGCUUCCUGCGAGGUGGCCAAUGAGUACAAGAAAAAGAAGUUUGUCUUCAAGCUCAGGUCGACAGAUGGAAGAGAAUUCCUCUUUCAAGCAAAAGAUGAGGAGGAGAUGAAGAACUGGAUUACUGCUAUAGGCACCAGUGUUUCUGAACAUGCCGAGAUAGCCAAAUGGAGCCAGACCCUCGUCACUACCUCCUCUACAGAUGAAGGCAACAUAAAACGAGAGUCUGAUCGCAGAUCCAGUGCGGGGGGCCGUAAGAAGUGAACCACAAGGGGAGCAAGGAGCUACUUACAAUACCCUCUUUCUUUACUACUUCCGCCUCCAGGCUGAGCCAGGAGGUGAUCAAACACCUGAAGAGAUUGUCCUUCCAGGCCUUCUACAGGUGUCCCAAGGAGCCUUCUGAUACGUUUUAAAACUGAAUCUUGAUGUCUAUGCAUUUCCUGAACAUAGUUUUCCUACCCAAAAAAACUGUGUGUUUAACAAUUUUAUCCUAAAACUUCCAUCCUAAAUCAUUCCCUCUCUGCUCCUUCCGGUGCCGUGCGGGUGUAAUGUAUCUAGCUCUGUUAGAGUCUGGUGAACAAGCAUAUAUAUGGCCCAAACUGUAUAACCGUGUAGCAAGUGGCCUAUGUCAUUAGCAGAACGUACAUGAGAAUCAGGUUCUUAGAUCCAGGCAAGCUCUAGGACACACAUCGUCUGGUUAAGGGGAAGAACCUCAGAGCUUUGCUUCUAAAAAGUCUGAAUCCCUCUUUUUCCUUUAAGAUCAGGAUCAUGUGAGAGCAGACAUUCUCUGUGAGGAGAGGAUGAGAGUUUUAGUUUUGUAUUUGCUUUGACAGUAAGGCAAGGGGACACGUCGGAACAGAUUUACACUAUUCUAUAUUUCAGUGGUUGCUACAAAAUUGUGGGUUCUUGGGGUGAACUGAAGACCUGUAACCAAGGACAGUGACCCUUGUUGAAAUGGUCAUCGUUUUCAUAUGCUGGAUUAUAUAUGAGGGUAACUACAGUACAGCUAUGCAGCCAUAUGAGCCACUAAUGUAUCCCUCAUUUCAGUACUGCAAUACUGGCCCAGGCACUGCAACAUCUAUUGCUUGAGGGUCCCAUCACUGGAAUCCACAUCACAAGCCUGUGGCUUUCUGUGUUCCAUGUCCCCAGCUCAAACCAUUUCAGGACUAGUAUGAUGUAUAGAUAUAUUAAAUAUAAUGCUCUGCAAGUGGAGAGAUUGAUUUUCCAAUUCUUUUUAAAUAAGCACAUUGAGACGUUUAUCUAAAGUGUACACAGACCUUUUGCUGGCUGAACCGAAAUCCACGAGAAUGCAGCCUCUGACUGGAUGAUGGGCUAGUGAUUUCACCAGUCCCAAGAGAGUCGAUAGGCUAAAAGACUGUUCAGCCCACAAAAUGACUGCUUCCAUUGUAUGUUGGUGUGGGGUACACUUUAUUAAGGGCACCAGGAAAUUUCUUAUUAAAGUGUCACACAUGUC
Molecule: messenger RNA, 9177 nt
Organism: Pseudophryne corroboree (corroboree frog)
Lineage: Eukaryota; Metazoa; Chordata; Amphibia; Anura; Myobatrachidae
Gene: SPTBN4
Product: spectrin beta, non-erythrocytic 4
Exons: 38
Coding region: 324-7967 (2547 amino acids)
Biological process (GO): actin cytoskeleton organization; central nervous system projection neuron axonogenesis
Cellular component (GO): spectrin; cell projection; cell junction
Molecular function (GO): actin filament binding; structural constituent of cytoskeleton; phospholipid binding
Source: RefSeq, a predicted model, not a curated record